AUGCAGCGUAUUCUCGCUCUCACUGCUGCUGCGGCAGGCCUCUUUGUGACAGCCUUGGGCACCAAAGUUCCAAGUGUCAAUGUCCCAUCAUGCCCGCGCAUCGGUUCCGUUUCCUACACCACGUCGGUGCCCGACCGGACUCCAUUUCCGCGUACGCAGGUCGACCUGUGCUAUACCGACGAUAGCCUCGAGCUCACAUUUAUCGCCUAUGACGAGGUGAAUUACUUCUUCAACGCGUCCCAGGGAACCAACGACGACAUCUGGGAGUACGAAGUCAUGGAGGCCUUCAUCUACAAGGGCACUGAAGACCCUCAGACAUACGUCGAGCUCGAGGUCAAUCCCAACAAUGUGACAUACCAAGCAUUUGUUUACAAUCCUUCCAAGAACCGGACAGCGGGCGCACCGUUCGACCACUUCUUCAUUUCGGAUCCCGCAACCGACGGCUUCAAGGCCAAGACGAUCCUCAACAAGCCAGCAAAGACUUGGAGAAGCACCCUUACCGUCCCUCUAGGUAUCUUCAAUGUUGAUGUCGGCAAGGCAAAGGGUACCUCUUGGAGGAUGAAUUUUUUCAGGACUGUAGUUAGCCCGGAGAUUUAUCCAAAUCAGAUUCUGGGCGGCUGGGGUGUCCCGGAUCAGGCGAGCUUCCAUAUCACCAAGUAUUUUGGCAAGGUGAAGUUUAUCUGA
Molecule: messenger RNA, 684 nt
Organism: Trichoderma reesei QM6a
Lineage: Eukaryota; Fungi; Ascomycota; Sordariomycetes; Hypocreales; Hypocreaceae
Exons: 1
Coding region: 1-684 (227 amino acids)
Source: RefSeq, a predicted model, not a curated record